Molecule: messenger RNA, 3062 nt
Organism: Actinia tenebrosa (Australian red waratah sea anemone)
Lineage: Eukaryota; Metazoa; Cnidaria; Anthozoa; Actiniaria; Actiniidae
Source: RefSeq, a predicted model, not a curated record
ACAACACAUUGAGGCAGCUCUGCAUCUAGUAUUCGCUCUUUCGUAAACAGGACAUGUUUCCAAUCCUUCUCCAUGGAUAGGUUGUAGCAUUGAAGAAUAAACUUCCUUUCCAGGUCACCUACAUUCGCUCUUGCUUUCUUUUCGGUGCCUGUUUUAUUUUGAAGGGAAAUGAUUAAUAAAAUUUCAAAGUAUUGAAAUAUUUCAUUCGCGCUUUUUCUGCAGUUUCAACUCCCUGGGCACUUACCUGCUUUAUUUGAUUCUUGUUCAUCGAGUCUAUCGUUUGAAGAGGUACUUUCUACUUCCAAGGGACUCCACAUUUUCGUGGAAAUCGAAUAUUAGCGGAAAAUAUUUCAAAUUUAGAACAGCUCCUAAAACUCAACACCCGCAACACUGGCGAGAAAUAUGGUUGAGAGAGUGGAAAAAAUGCAUGAAAGAAUUUGUAAUUUGUAUUGUCCUUUUAAUUAGCAUCACCAUGCAACCAUGAAAUACAGUGCAUGCAUGUGAGAAGACCUGAUGGAUCUCGUACAGCUACAGUCCUUGCUUCGAACCUUAAUAGCGGUCGUGCUGCUUUUUGUUGCCUUGCAGCCUCCACUAAGAGGUGGUCGCUUUUCCUUGAGCCAGCGUUUGCUACCGGGUUUUCACGGAUAUGACUUUCGAGGGCGGGACKUGUUUUCUCUUAUUUCUGGGCAGUGUUGGUUAUUUUGGAGGAACACUGGCGAGACUCCAGGAUCUUUUWUACAACUGGUUAGAGAUUUGACACCAAACCUUUUUCAGUUGAAUGUUCGCGGGCAACCACGACAGCGUCAAGGGCGACAAAAGAUAAAUCUUAUCAACCAAAUUUUGUUAGUGCUCAUGUGGUUGAGGAAGUAUCCCCAUAUUGACACCCUGGCGUUGUAUGACAUCGAUCAUAUGUCUGUCGUCCGGAUCAUUUACAAAGUUUUGCCUGAGCUCUGGCAGUACUUCCAUAAUCAAAUAAGAUGGCUCAAUGAUCUGGAAUGGGCGAACUUGAUGGGUAAUUGGCCCGAAUUUCCGAAUGCAGUGGGUGCGAUUGAUUCAACUCCGCACGAGAUUUAUCGGCCCUUAAUCGAACCACAGAGACAAUUCUACAGUGGCCACCGUCACUAUCACUGUUUUAAUGAUGCUACUGCAUACCGGCUUAUGACCCCGAUUGGAACUGGACAACCCCUUAGCCUACCGCGUGACGCUAAUUUUCUAACUGAUAGAGCUUACCCAGACGGCGGACCCCUACUUACUCCAAUACRAGCGAUGCAAAUGCAUUUACUGAACGCUAGAGACCAAAGGCGAGCUCGGAAAUUUAACAGGUGUUUGGCAAGAAGAGGCAUUAAAGUAGAACACGUUUUCAAGGACAUGAAAACUUAUAAGGCUAUAGCAAAUAUUUGGAGACAUCCAAGGUGGUUGAUGCCAAUUUGCAUUGAGCUUGUGGCGUUUUUGGCAGAAAGACGGGUCAGACUUUUUCAACAAAUCUAAGAAUUUACUGGAAACCCGUCCUUCUAUAUUUUCAUUAAGUUGUAGUGAACGAUAUCAAUGCAUUUCAUAGAAAUUAUAAGUCAAAAAUAUAUUAUAGAAAGGAGUUUACAUCUUAAAUUCGACUCUGCAGUCUAUAAACUCCUUUAAAUGAAAAUUGUUAUGUUUUGAUUGUUUAGAUAUUUGAGAUAUGUGAACCCCAAAAAAUGUUGUUUACAUUAAACCCAUAUCUUAUAAAUCGUUAUAAUUCAUUUUAAAUAUUUUGUACCAGCGAAUUUUUGUCGUUAUAGUCUUUUUUAAAACUUUAGCUGAUUCACCGAAGCGUGUAGCCACGUGAGCACAUCAUUAGCAUGCUAUUUUACUCACCAGCUCAUUUGCAUGCUAAACAUUGGUUAUGUGAUAUCGCUCUAAUAUCAUAAUUAUUAGUUGAUCUAGUAGCUGAUUGUAAUGGCUAAUCUGCAGUCCAUCCAGCUGAUGAUAAUAUUUUACACAAGUUGGUAUUUACAGCUCAGGAAGUUGAAACAUCCAGCAGAAUUGAUUGCAGCUAUGUUCCGUUAAAAAUGAGUUGAUAGCUUGCUCACUAAGAUGUCCUGUGCAAUGAAAUAGGACUUUCCUCACCUCCCUGCAAUCCCCUGUAUAUCGAGUACAAUUAAUUGUUUCUGAGAUUGUCCUUAUGUGUAAUUAGCAUAUGCCUCUGCUUUAAGGCUGAGAUCAUGAACUUCAUCCCCACACACGUACCCAUCAUUAUUCAUGUAUUUCAUGAAAGGGCCCCCCUUCUAGAAUGUUUUCCAGUGUGAUAUACUCUCCAUUGAGACCGGAAAAGUAUAUUUUAGGGUAUUGAAAACACUUUCCAAACUCCAUUGGACUCUCCACUUCCAUAUUUUGGGCAAAAUUACGUGCUAGAGUGCUCAUCUGUACAGCGUUUCUAGUUUUCACCUCUAAAGACCCAGUCAAUCUUUUUAUUCCUUCAAUCUCCUCCGCCUUGUAUCUCUUAAGGACGUACUUCUUUUCAGGGAGUCCAUUUAUAGUGCUAGCCAUGUAGGCAUGACGAAAUCCUUCACUUGCAAAUGGGGAUUUGUCCACUGCUAAAUUCACUGGGAAAGGCUUAGAUCAUUCUCUCUCGGCGAUAGAAAACUCCUCCAAGUAAAGGCUUAAGAUUUCGACUUUUUGGUCAAUAAAUUGUCCAAUAUUUAAGCAUUGUGCUGACAGGUGCAGAAGUAGCAACCUUAGCUGGUGUUGUUUUACACUUUUUAGGUGGGGACUUUGAGGGACUUACCGGGUGAUUUGUAGCUUUAGUACUGUAAAUAUUGUGAGCUGUUUUUACUUCAGCACACUCGAGCUCAAGGACUUCGAUGAAUCGAAUGUGAAUAACUUUGAAGGACUUCAUCUGUGAAAUGUCGGUGUAUUAAUGCCCGCGCUCUCCUGCUAGUAUGUCACACUCCAAUUCAGUAUUGAAAUGUUUUUUUUGCAAGCAUAUUUGAUGUUCUCCAUAGUACAUUCUUUUCCCUGCAUGGGAACCAUGGUCAGGGGCCAGUUCUGCCGUAUUUCUGACACCGUCCCUCGACGUUAGCAGUCAG